Messenger RNA from Microthlaspi erraticum, 1962 nucleotides. The record is from the annotation of a GenBank genome assembly. Lineage: Eukaryota; Viridiplantae; Streptophyta; Magnoliopsida; Brassicales; Brassicaceae.
AUGCAAUCAGCGGCGAAUCUUCCUGUGAUAUGGAAUCUGUCGCUGCGCGGGUCAUCCUCCAAAGUCCAAAUACUGAACCUUAAGCAUCGAAAGGCUCACGCGCUUCACUGCCUAAGAUCAGAAGGGAAUGAAGAGUUUGAGAAUUCUCAGGAAAAUCUUGGACUAAAUUAUGUUACAAAAGAAGAAAAACCUAAAGACAUAUGGAACCUCUUUAGAGAAGCUCAACAAAAUAUAUUUUUAUUAAACAAGAAACGCCUAGCUGCAGUUGAGGAGUUAGAGAAGCUGAAGAAGGAGAAAGAUGAAUUGCUUGAGAGGAUUAAUCAGUUGGAAGCAGAGAGCAGUCAAGCUGUAACCAAGAAAGCAGACAAGUCUUCUCUACUCUGGGAGUUGCUUCUCCGUAUUGAUUCAAUGGUGAUCAAUGGGUUGACUGGCGUUGAAGAAGCUUCAUCGUUGAGAAAUAUGGUUAGGGAACAUCAAGUUAACAUGUCUGAGUUUCCUAUUCAUGUUCUGCAACAAGGAGAUGAUGCUGAAGUUUUAGCAGAACUUAGACGGUUCCCAGCUAAAGGCAGGAAUGGUCUCCACGUGAUUCAUAUAUGCACUGAAAUGGCUCCAUUAGUCUCUGUUGGCCCUUUAGCCUCAUACAUUACAGGACUCUCUUGUGCACUCCAAGGAAAGGGCUACUUGGUUGAAGUUAUUUUGCCAAAAUAUUCAACACUUGAUUUGGAGGAAAUUGAAGGGCUCCGGGAAAUCGAAGCUGAUGCCUAUUCUUACUUUAAUGGCCAGCUGCAUGCAAACCGAAUAUGGAAUGGAGUUGUGUCUGGAAUAGGAGUGACACUUAUUCAACCAUUGUAUUACGUUUCAAUGUUUAGCCGUGACAAAGUAUAUGGCUAUCCAGACGAUGUAGAUAGAUUUGCCUACUUUUCUCGUGCUUCGCUGGAUUACAUUGCAAAAUCUGGAAAGCAGCCUGAUGUGUUACACAUUCACAACUGGCAAACUGCAAUCGUUGGACCUCUCUUUUGGGAUGUUUUUGCUAAUCAGGGACUUGAAGGUACGAGAGUACUCUUGACAUGCCAAGAAUUUGACUCAAAGUGUCUUGUGCCUCCUGAGAAGUUGGAGCUAUGUGGGCUUGAUCCAGCUAGUCUUCAUCGUAUUGAUCGCUUACAAGAUAACACGAAUCCACAAGUGGUUAAUAUUUUGAAGGGAGGUAUUGUCUACUCGAACAAAGUUGUAGUAAUGCCAUCCUCAGAUUCUGAAGGAAGAACACUCCAUCAUCCUGGUCUCGAACCAACUCUUGCUGUUCACAAGGAGAAGUUGUUUUUUGCUCCCUUUGGAUUGGACAGCUCAACAUGGGAUCCUUCAAGAGAUGUUUAUCUCCCUGAAAACUACAGUGUUGAGGAUAUAAGAGGAAAAUCAAUCUGCAAAGUUGAAUUGCAGCGUCAGCUUGGUUUAGUGGAGGAUGCUUCAACCACCAUUGUAGGGUGCGUUUUCUCAGAAAUAUCAGAUGUUGAUCUUGAGAGCUUCAAGUCACUUGUUCGGAACACAGAAAAUAGUGAUGUCCAGUUUGUUAUAAUGUUAAUGAAUGAAGAUCAGAUGAUAAGCAGGAAGGUGGAGACAAUUCAAGAUGAAAUUGAGGGAAGAAAUUUGAAGAUUGUGACAGAAGACAAGCAAGGUUUUUCGCAUCUGGUUUUUGCAGGAUCAGACAUUAUGCUGUGCAUGAAUUUUCAUGAUCCAGUUCUACAAGUCCCUGUCAAAGCUUUGAGAUAUGGAACAAUACCAAUAGAAGUUAACCGCAAAACCGCCGGAUUUAGCGACUCCACGUUUGGGAACAUGUCUCUACGCCAAGCUUUGGACCUUAGAAAGAAGAAUCCAAGGCUGUGGAACUUAAAGAUAAUGGAAGCAAUGGAGAAAGACUUUUGCUGUGACAUCCACGUCUCUGCUUAUACUUCCAUUAAGAACAUGUGA